CCCAGUCCAUCAGAGCAAGCUCACCACGCCGGCGCACGCAUCGUGAGAAGAAAAGAAAAAGCUCGCUCGCUCUUUUGGGGGAGGAUCCAUUUUCCCCGCAUGCAUCACCAGCUCAAACCGCCCGAGGCCGCCACGCUCCCGCGCCACCUCCUUGAAGACCACGUCGUGUCGCUGGUCUGCCAAUGCCGCAGCCUCCGCGCGCUCCGCGGCGCCCACGCGCGCCUGCUCAGGCUCCGCCUCCCGCGCCUCACCUACGCCUUCGCGUUCUCCAAGCUGCUCGCCUCCUGCGCCGCCUCCGCCACGACCGCCGCGGCGGCCUCGUACGCGCGCAGCCUGUUCGACCAAAUCCCCGAGCCAACCGCCUUCUGCUACAACUCCCUCAUCCGCGCGCUCGCCACCCCCACCAACCCCACCGCGGACGCCUUCCUGCUCUACCGCCGCAUGCUGCGCGCGGGCUCCCCGCCCCCCAACAGCUUCACGGUCGCGUUCGCGCUCAAGGCGUGCGCCGCGGUGCCGGCUCUUGGUGAGGGCCUGCAGCUGCACUCGCAGGCCUUCCGCCAGGGGCUGGAACCGAGCCCCUACGUGCAGACCGGGCUGCUUAACCUCUAUGCCAGGUGUGAGGAGGUUGCGCUGGCCAGGAGCGUGUUUGAUGGCAUGGCCGAGGACAGAAAUCUGGUCGCGUGGAGCUCCAUGAUCGGCGGGUACUCCAGAGUGGGGAUGGUUAACGAAGCGUUGGACCUGUUUCGGGACAUGCAGGCUGCUGGGGUGCACCCAGAUGAGGUCACAAUGGUUAGUGUAAUCUCGGCAUGCACCAAGGCGGGCGCUCUUGAUUUGGGCAGGUGGGUGCAUGCUUUUAUAGACAGGAAGGGGAUCACGGUCGAUCUUGAGCUGAGCACCGCGUUGAUUGACAUGUAUGCAAAGUGCGGUCUGAUAGAGCGGGCAAGGUUGGUUUUUGAUGCGAUGGUGGAGAGGGAUACCAAGGCAUGGAGUGCAAUGAUAGUUGGACUGGCGAUGCAUGGGCUUGCAGAGGAUGCGUUGGGCCUUUUCUCAAGAAUGCUCCAGCUUAAGAUUAGACCCAAUAAUGUCACCUUUAUAGGUGUGUUGUCAGCCUGUGCUCACAAUGGGUUAGUUGAUGAUGGCCGGCGAUAUUGGUCUACUAUGCAAGAAAUGGGAAUUAAAGCUUCAAUGGAGAACUAUGGUUGCAUGGUUGACCUUCUCUGCCGUUCUGGCCUUUUGGAUGAAGCUUAUUCAUUUGUUACAGGCAUGCCCAUCUUACCAAAUUCAGUAAUUUGGAGGAAUCUUCUUGUGGCGAGUCAAAGCUCGAACAGAACUGAUAUAGUAGGAUUGGCUUCUAAAAAGCUCUUUGAGUUGGAACCGCGGAAUCCAGAGAACUAUGUUCUCCUAUCCAAUUUGUAUGCGUUGAACUCCCAGUGGGACAGAGUGAGGUAUAUGAGGAAAAAGAUGAAGGACAACAAUGUUACUGUCGUUGCUGGCUGUAGUUCAAUUGAAAUAAAUGGCUAUCUGCACAAAUUUGUGGUGAGUGAUGGUUCACACCCUGAAAUAAAGGAGAUAAGAGUGGUACUGAGGGAAAUAGCUGACCAGGUUCUACGAUCUGGCCACAAGCCUUGGACUGCAGCCGUUCUACAUGAUGUUGGUGAAGAGGAAAAAGAAAUUGCACUUUGUGAGCAUAGUGAGAGGCUAGCCAUCGCAUAUGGGUUGCUGAAGACAAAGGCACCUCAUGUCAUUCGGGUGGUAAAGAACUUGAGAUUUUGUCCGGAUUGCCAUGAAGUGACAAAAAUUAUAAGUAAAUCAUAUGGCCGAGAAAUCAUUGUCAGGGACCGUGUACGUUUCCAUAGGUUUAUUGGAGGAAAUUGUUCUUGCAAGGACUUUUGGUGAUUGCUUAACGUACUGAAUCACUGACAUUUGAUUAUCCAAAGCCGGAGAUGUGAUACCUUGAAAAGAAUUUUGUUUAGAAGUGGUGAAAGGGACUUGUGCAGAUACCUGGGGUUCUGAUGUUACUGGAAUAAACUUUAUAUCAUUGAGGUAAAUGUUUUUUUACCAGAACUAGAUGUUGCGUCCUGUCAUCUCCAGUGCUAGUGCAUAGUGUUAUCUAACCAGAAAACAAGCUACAUUAAUGAUAGAGUGGAUGUUGUAUCAACCUAAAAGAAAAGGCGACUGCAUUGCUGUCAUAGCUUUUAUAAAUGUCUCUGUCCAUGCAUUAUCGAAGAUUGGUUGCGUCGCUGAUUACACCAUCUAUACAUAUUGGUCAAUUUUGAAACUACCAUUGGAUGCAUUAGGCAUUUAAAAUGUUUGGUUAAUGUUUACCCGCUUCUUUAUGGUGAGUGAUGGUUCACUCCCUGAAAUCAAGGAGAUAAGAUUGGUGCGGGAGCUGACUGGGUACAGUCUGACCACGAGCCUGAUGUUGGUGAAGAGGAAAAGAAGUUGAGCAUAGUGAAAGAACUUGAGAUUUUGCCCAGAUUGCCCUGAAGUGACAAAAAUAACAAGCAAAUCAUAUGACCAAGAAAUCAUUCUGAGGGGCCGUGUUCGUUCCCAUAGAUUUAUUGGCGAAAGUUUUUUCUUGCUAGGACUUUUGGUGAUUGCGUAACGUACUUAAUCACCUAUAUCUGAUUAUACAAGGCCCUGGGGAUGUGAUGCCUUCAAUGGAAAACUGUUCCAGAAAUGAUGAAAGGGACUUCUCAUAUCACGGGGGUUCCAAUGUUACCGAAACAUAUUUUACAUCGUCGAGGUACUCCUCUUCUCACCAGAAUUCGAUGUUGCGUCCUGUCGUCUGCAUCUCCAGUGCUAGUGCCUUGUAUUAUCUAACUAGAAAACAAGCUACAUUAGUGAUAGACUGGACGUUGUAUCAACCUAAAAGAGAGAGAGAGAGAGAGAGAGAGAGAGAGAGAAGGCGACUGCAUUGCUGUCAUGGCUUGUUUAAAUGUCUCUGUCCAUUGCGUUAAUAAAGGCCGGUUGCGUUACUCAUUACACCAUUUAUAAGUCAAAUCUGGAACUAUCAUUGGAUGCACAUGCACCUAAAUGUUUGAUUAAUGUUUACUUGUUUCUUUAUGUCAAUAUGGCCACUUCAGGGGCACCAUGAUGCUCAGUCCUACACCCUCCACAUGGUGUGCUCCCAGCCCCAGCAGGCAACAGGGGUCCCAAAGGUCCAACACUGUGCAAGAACGGGCUUGUUCGGGCUACCCAAGGUCGGCAUACUGGAACAUGUCGUGUUUGCCAGGCAAAGGUGACCGAGGAACAUGUCGUGUUUGCCAGGCAAAGGUGGCGGAGGAACAUGUCGUGGUCCAAAGCUCUCGUGCCGUCGGUUGACCGGAACUGGAAGCAACGAUCAAAAGUUCGUAACCUUAUUACUUGGCUUUGACGGCACGAUUGAGCUUUUCAUGUCGGCACGAUUGAGCUUCUCAUGUGGAUGGAGACGGUCAGAGAUGACAGCUUGGCGCAGCAAGAGCAGACGAGAACCGAAGCUAAGAUUACUGAAAUGUUGUGUUUUCAUUUUACACUGGGGAAGUGGUUACAUCCACAGAUACAUUGUUACCAUGGGUUACAUACAUCCCUCCAUGUGUUACUUUACUUCAGUCAUUAUCUGAUCCAUGAAGGAAUCGGCUCUUUUUUUGCAGGGCAUGAAGGAAUCAGCUUAACUGAUGUAAUAAUGCCCAAACUCAAAACAGAAAA
Triticum urartu is the source of this 3687-nucleotide messenger RNA. Its product is annotated as pentatricopeptide repeat-containing protein At2g02980, chloroplastic. Gene Ontology annotation, biological process: RNA modification. Lineage: Eukaryota; Viridiplantae; Streptophyta; Magnoliopsida; Poales; Poaceae. Gene Ontology annotation, molecular function: protein binding; zinc ion binding; RNA binding. The record is from RefSeq and is a predicted model, not a curated record.